AUGAGAUUUUUGAAGCGACAGCUGAGGCAAAGGCGAAGUCUUUGUCUUUUUAUUGGCUAUGUUGUGUACAUAAUUAUUGGAGCGCUUAUCUUCAAAAAGGUUGAGCACCAAGAAGAAAACCAAAAAUGCGAAAUCGCAAAGAACGAACUUAUCAAAGAGACGCACCGUUUUGGAAACGAGUACAUUUUCGAUCUGGGCUUGAACUUGAAGUACUGCUCCGGAAUACCAAGAGUAGCGGCCGCUAAUAGGCAGGCAGGGUAUUUCGAUCCCGAGCUCGUGGAGAUUUUCGAGGAGUGGUUCGAGUCUGGAUGCACCUUUGCCGCAUUUAAUCACUUGACGGACGAGUUGAAGCUCGUUGGAAAUGGAGAUAUGAAGCCAAAGUUCGACGAAGAAGUAUUCACGAUAUCUGGCAGGACUCUGCGAAAAAUUUUGAAACAAAGUGCUCAGUUCGGCAUACAUCACUAUCAGAAACUGAACGAAGCGUGCGAGACGCGCUGGGAUUUUGAGUCUGCCUUUUUCUUCUCAGGAACUGUAGCAACAACGAUUGGCUACGGGAAUAUAGCUCCAUCGACGAAUACUGGAAAGGUCUUCACUCUCGUUUUCAGCUUGAUCGGAAUUCCUUAUUUUGGAAUUUUAACAUAUUUCAUCCUCUCAAAAAGUUCGCUUUCAACAAUAGGAUUAGGUGACCUAACACCGCGAACUACACCGCCACUCUGGUCGGCCUUGAAUGUCAUGAACGACACUGCUUGCUUGGCAGAGCUCAUCAAUCCAGUACCAAGUGGUGGUUUCAAUCCACAGAACGUCGAGGCAUCCAAGUGCGCGCCCAAUACAUGGGCGGAGCGUGUGAAUAACGUAUUUCACAUCUACCGAAUGUUGAUUUUCUUCUGGAUUCUUUUCGGACUGCUGUGGCUUGGAGGAAUCAUUUCCCUCGCUCUUGACUACUUCAGAAAUCGCAGACGGCUGGCAAAUCUGGAGACGGUCGAGACUGUACAAGCAGCCCUCAAAAAGCUCAAUGAAAUCCCGUGGAGCCGACGUAGCCGAUGUGAGAGUAUUCGUGGGCAGCUCCGGAUCAGUAGAAAAGUGCCAAACAGGAAGGCAACUCAUUUUUUAUGA
Oikopleura dioica is the source of this 1113-nucleotide messenger RNA. The record is from the annotation of a GenBank genome assembly. Lineage: Eukaryota; Metazoa; Chordata; Appendicularia; Copelata; Oikopleuridae.